UGCAUAAUAUGAUAACACUUUUUUUUUUCCCUUUCUUUUUUCCCUCUCACGCCCGGCCGUUUCGCAAUCCGUUGAUCACAAUAUCAUACCCCUCCAACCUUCCUUCUUUCUCUCGCACAUCCUCGCGACAGCACGGUACUCGAGUACGGUAGAGCGCUCGGCCACCGUCCGCCCCGUACAGUACAAGUAUAUAUAUACAGGGUCCACACUGAAAUGGGUGGGAAAAGGACUGUGAAAAAGGGGAUAAUUGACAUGGCCGAGCAUUUCGCAUCCGAUAGCUGGAAAUGACGGAAGCGGAGGAUGAGCUAUAAACUACCGUAUUGUAAACUUGAGGAAUUGGCGGUGCUCGUGGGUGGGCGGGAUGAAAAGGACCGGGGUCCUAGCAAGGAACUCGGGAAUGGUAAUGGCAAUGGCAUGCACCACACCAAAGCAGCAGGUGAAGAGAAGAGAGAAACAGAGGGGAAGGAAAGAAUGAAAGGGACACUCAUCAUCAUCCCCGAAACCUCCUUCUCUUAA
This is a messenger RNA of Tuber melanosporum (Perigord truffle), 516 nucleotides long. RefSeq lists its product as uncharacterized. Lineage: Eukaryota; Fungi; Ascomycota; Pezizomycetes; Pezizales; Tuberaceae. Bases 301 to 516 code for a protein of 71 amino acids. The transcript has a single exon. The record is from RefSeq and is a predicted model, not a curated record.